Molecule: messenger RNA, 660 nt
Organism: Anoplophora glabripennis (Asian longhorned beetle)
Lineage: Eukaryota; Metazoa; Arthropoda; Insecta; Coleoptera; Cerambycidae
Exons: 2
Coding region: 1-660 (219 amino acids)
Source: RefSeq, a predicted model, not a curated record
AUGGAGACAAUUGCUACUGCACUUACGCUUGAAUUUCAAUUUAGUUCUGAAUCUGAUUCGGAAAACGAAUUCGAAUCCGACACUAUAGCGCUUAUCUCCCAGCUGGCUGAUAAAAAGUCAGGGAGAAGCUCAUAUAUGAAAAGAAGAAAAACUCAUGGAGAAUUUAUGUUAACUAAAGAAUUUAGUGACGAACAAUUCAACAAUUAUUUUCGGCUAAACCGUGAUCAAUUUAAAGAAGUGCACGAGAUCAUUAGGGAAGAAAUUGAUGCAGAAGGAUGUAAUGCAACAAGGCCCAUUGGAACUGAAGAGAAACUAGCUGUAUUCUUAAGGUACUUAGCCACAGGAAACAGCUACAAAAGUAUUGCAUACAGCUACAGAAUGGGUGAUCGAACGGUCUCUAAUGUUGUGCGCGAAGUAUCGCAAGCAAUUUGGAAACUGAUGCAACCGACAUAUUUGCCAGAACCUUCAGAAGAAGACUGGAAAUCCGUUGCUCUUGAUUUUGAAAGAAAAUUGCAAUUCCCGCAUUGCAUUGGAGGGAUUGACGGGAAGCACGUUGUAAUUAAAAAACCUGGAAAAAGUGGAUCGUCUUAUAUCAACUACAAACGUACUUUCUCCAUUNUGCAGUUCUUUAUUCCCGACAAUUAUUUAUCCCUACACUGA